AGCUGGGAAAUUUCGUCUGACGUGGCAGCGUCUCCUUUUAUUCCCGAAAUCCUCUCCGUCCCCAAUCUCUCUACCCCUUCCCUUCCCCUCUGCAAAUUUCCUCCCCUUCCAUCAUCUCUGCUCUGCGCCCUUCUCCCCCUCCCCCUCGACUCCUCUCCUUCUGCUUCCAUAGUCUCUGUUGCUGUCUCUCGAGCUCCCAAUUGCCUCUGCUGGGGUCGUGUCUGAAGAUUUCUUCCUUACUGUAUUUUCCGGUGGGUUUGGAGUGGAAUCGCUUCCUCUGCAGGAAGAUUUUGGCGGAGGAAAGCUCUCCUUUUGCUCCCUUCAAUCCGUCUCUCCGGUGAAAUCGGCUUCUGGGUUACUCGAUUCUUACGGGAAAAUUUUUGAUUUACCAGAAAUGGCUGCUCAGGACCAGAAUGAAGGCACAACAACUUCAACUGCUUCCAACAUGGACCAAACCAGAGAGAUUUAUUCAUUUGAAAACGACAUUGCACCUAAGGUGAGGAAGCCCUACACCAUAACCAAACAGCGAGAAAAAUGGACAGAUGAAGAGCAUCAGAGGUUUCUUGAGGCUCUAAAACUGUAUGGCCGUGGCUGGCAUCAGAUAGAAGAACACGUGGGCACCAAGACUGCAGUUCAGAUUCGAAGCCAUGCCCAGAAGUUCUUCUCAAAGGUCGAGCCUCGAAAAGUGGCUCGUGGUGUAAAUGGGAAUUCUGAUGGUUCUGUUGUGCCUAUCGAGAUCCCUCCUCCUCGGCCUAAGAGGAAGCCUGUCCAUCCAUACCCACGAAAAUCUGUUGAUGCCAAGGGAACUUCGAAUUCUUAUCAGCCAGAGAGGUCCCCUUCACCGAACUUCUCGAGCAUGGAGAAAGAGUCUGGCUCUCCUACUUCUGUUUUAUCCGCUAUCUUUUCGGAAGGGCAUCAAAGUGGAUCCCGUUCACCAACCUCGUGUACUACCGAACUGCCCUCUGUCAGUUUAGCAGCGGCAGGUAAGGUGAGCAAUGCGAGUGAGGAAGGAGAAUCGGGGAAAGGGUGUUCGACUUCAACACCAAGGAAACUGCCUUCGAUGAGUUGUGAUUCGAAAUCAAGGAACUCUUCAUCGCCUGAUGGAGUCGGAGGCACAAAUGCUCCUUUUACAGCAAUUAAGCUCUUCGGGAGCACUGUUAUGGUUGCGGAAGUUGAGAAACAAUCGCCUGGAGAUACUAACAAAGGUCAAGAAAACUCGACCACCGAGGAUGUUAACAAGCUCGAUGAAUCUUCACAUUCAAAUGAAAAUCAAGAUACGCAAUUGUCUCUUGGGAAGAUCUAUAACGGCCCCAACCCUUUUAGCUCUAGGCAAUUUUCUCCUGAUGGUUCCCUUCAGUUGUGGCCGCUAUAUCAAUGUCCGCCCUUUAUUUACUUUGCUCCGGGUAACCGGCCUCCAGAGUCGAGGCCCACAAACGAGAAGGAGAAAUCUUGUUCAGGGUCUGACAGUACGAUCUCCACGAAUGAAGGGGAGGCUGGGGAGCGAAAUGCGGAUAUAGUCGACUCUAAAUGCGAAAAGAAACUGUGCGAGGCAAGAAGAGGGUUCGUGCCGUACAAGAGGUGUGCGGCGGAGAUCGAGGUGAAAUUGGGUGAAACCUCUGCCCCCGAAGAGCGGCAGCCGCAGAGAGCCCGGGUCUGUUCAUAGCAUCAAAGGACUUGUUCCCUCUCGGUUCGGCAAGAUAUUCGCCACCGAAGUCAUAACAACAGACUAUUCAUUAGGUAGUACGAGGGCAAGAGAAGGGUUAAUACUGAUUUUCUGGUGAGAAGAUGAAGCUGCAGCUGAAGCUGGAGCUCCCACUUUUAUAAGGUGAAGCUGACGAGUGAUAUAGAAUUCACCAAGCGUGAAGUAUGGUGAAAUAGCCGCCGCCGCCUCCUCCUCCUCCUCCUCACAGGACAAAGAUUCUUUGUUUUUUUUUUUUUUUGUCCCCCUCAUUUUCUUGAGGGUUUUAGUUUUUAUUUAUACAGUUCAAUUUAAUUGUUGUAACUUGUAAUGCUCCUCCCUCGAGCUGUUCUUCUGACUUGGUUUUCUAUUUCUAAUUUUUGGGUAAAUUUCCCUUUCUUUUUGGGCGACUUUCCUGCCUUUUCUUUUCAAUUUCCAGACUAUAUUGUCUUAA
This is a messenger RNA of Punica granatum (pomegranate), 2132 nucleotides long. The record is from RefSeq and is a predicted model, not a curated record. NCBI's taxonomy places the organism in Eukaryota, Viridiplantae, Streptophyta, Magnoliopsida, Myrtales, Lythraceae.